AUGUUGAAUUUCCAUUCAAAAUGGUAUUCUUCACAUUUAAUGUAUUUAACUGUACUUGGAAAAGGUAUUUAUAACAAAAAAAAAAAAAAAUGUUUUUGAUAAAAACGUUAAUAAGUUUUUUAAAUGUUUAGAGGAUUUGAAUACUUUGGAAGAAUUGGUUGUAUCUUUAUUUGGAAAUAUUAAAGAAAAAAAUGUGGAUAAACCAUAUUGGCCUGACCCAAUAUAUAAAGAAAAACAGUUGGCCACAAAGACAAUCGUAGUUCCAGUAUCAUAUAUAAGAGGAUUAUAUGUUAGUUUUCUUAUUCCAGAUCAGACCAAAUUUUAUGAAAGCAAAGUAAACACAAUCAAAUUUGUUUUUUUUUUUUAAUCCAUCUUGAAUUUAAUACAAAUUGUAUUAAUUAGCCGGGCGCUUAUUUGAGUGCUUUAUUUGAGCACAAAGGUCGGUCAAGUAUUUCUACAGUUUUAAAAGAGAGAGGGUGGUCUACUGAUUUUGCAGCUGGUAUGAAAUCUUUAGCUAGGGGCAUUGAGCUUUUUGAUAUUGAUGUAGAUUUGACUGAAGAAGGAAUUGAUCAUGUUGAUGACAUUAUUAAAUUAAUCUUCCAAGUAAUAUAUUAUUUAUUUUAUAAUAUUUAAUCAAAAUAAUUAACCUAUUUUAUUUAUUUAAAGUUUGUAAAUAUGUUAAAACGAGAAGGACCUCAAAAAUUGUAUUAUGAGGAAAAUAAAAAUAUUAGUACAAUGCAUUUCCAAUUUAAAGAUCAAAUAUCUCCAUUAGAAUAUAUUAAGAACCUGACUUCUACUUUGGUUGUGAGUAAUAUGUUUAAGUAAUUUGUUCAAAAUACUUAAAGUUAAUAAAUGAUUUAUUUAUUUUAUUUAGUACUACAGUUUAGAGGAUGUUUUAACUGCAAAUUAUAUCAUAAGAGAAUGGAAACCAGAUUUAAUAGAAAAUCUUUUGUCUUAUUUUAGACCAGAAAAUAUGAAGUAACUAUGAAUAGGAGUUAUUACUACUGGGUGUAUAUAAUUUAUUCUAUUAAUUGGAUUUAAAUUAUAACUAUUGAAUAAUUUAUUUAAAGUACUAUAUGAUAUCAAAACCAGUAAACAUUAUAGUUAGCACAUUAUAUAAAUUAUUAAAUAUUAUAUUAUGAAAUGAAAAAAAAAUGAUUUUUAUUAUAAAUUGUUACAUUAAUAAUAAUACUGUAGUAUUAUUAUACUGGUAUUAUUAUUGUAUUAAAAACUGAAAGGCAUAUAUAUUAUAAAGUUAAAAAAUUAAAAUAGUCUAAUAUUAAAUAAAACAUAAACUUUUAAUUAAGUAUGUUAGUAACCUUAUUCUUAUACAUACAUAAGAUAUAUUGAUAAUAUUUAUCAAUAUUCCUAGGCUAUUUUAUUUUCUCAUUCAAAUUGCCUACUUAGUAUAUUUAGUUCAUUUAAUGUAUAAUUAUUAAAGACUAAAAAUACAACUACAUAGAUAUUUAGAUACCAGAACAUUUUUGUUUUAUAAUAUUAACAACCAUUACCUUUCAUAUGCAGGUACUUAGUUUUAAUAAUUUAAACAUAUUACGAAUAGUAAUAAAGUAAUAAUUUAAAUAUAAAUGCAUAAAUUGUAAAUGUGGUGUAUUUUGAUUUCUUCAUACAUAUUGCAUUUUUUUCAUCUUCUUCUUUGGCUUUUAGGCCUCUCAGGCCCAUUUCCGCAACAUCAUUCUGCAUUUUAGUUAUUAUAAAUAAAUAAAAUACAUGUAUAAUAACUAGGACUGUUAAUUUGUAGAAAAGUGCAAUUUUCUAAACUAAUUGUGAAAUGGAACUUUCUAAGUAAAUAAUUUGAAUUAUGUAACAACAAAUUAAUUCAUGAAAUUUUUAUUUUGCAUUUUUUGGGCUUUUUAAGUUAUAUUUUCCUUUAUUAGUUUAUUUUCCAGUAUUUUUAAACAAAUUUUGUCAACUAACCUCUUUACAUACAUAUUUUUUAUUUUACACAGGCUGUAUAAAUGCUUAAAAAGUUAAAUUUAUAUUUUAUAAAAUAAUAUUUUACAUAAGCUGUAUAUGGAUUAGGUAAAGAUAAGGAUUAGAUAAAUAAGGCAAUAUUCCUUAGAUUAGUUAUUUUUGGGCUUGCGAUAUAUAAAUAUCAGUAAUAUCAAAAUAAAUAUAAAAAUUAAAUUAAAAACCAUUUUAAGUGCAUUUUAUAUUGAAUUCAAUGAGGCUUCAAAUGCAUAUUUUAUUGCAUUUUUAAGGUUUUAUACUGUAUUAAAUUUACUGCCCUAAAUUAAUUACUUAUACAAGUAAUCACAUAAACAUAAUUACUGUAACACUAUUCUGAAAUUUUUAAAAUAUUAAAAUAGAUUGACAGUUGUUUCUAAAGAUUUUCAAAACAAAAUUAAUAUGGUAGACAGAUUUUAUGGAACACGGUACUCAAUCAGCAAAAUACCAAUGGAAACAUUAAAUGUAAUUUAUUAUUAUUUUAAUUUUAUAAUUAAGAAUACUUCUUUACUUUUUAUUCUAUGUUUGUAUUAGGACUGGAACAAGGAUGAUUUAUGCAAAGAUUUAAAAAUGCCAUUGUCAAAUCUAUUUAUUACUACAGAUUUUAGCCUAGUGCCCAUUGAUGAAAAUGUAAUCAAAUUAUUAUUUGUCAAUUUUAUACUAUAUUUUAUUAAUAAUAUUCUUUGUUUAGGAUCCUGAUCAUCCAUACAUUUUUCAUGAAUCACCAAUUUUAAGAAUUUGGUUGAAAACAGAUACAGAAUUCAGAUUCCCUAAAGGAUUUGUUUCUGUUGAUUUUUUCAGGUAAUUUAACAUAUCAAAUACUAUGAUAUUUAAUGUUUCAUAACUAAUUUGAGUUUGUUAAUUAAUACUUUAAAAAAAACUUAACUAUAAAAAUAUUGUAUUUUAUCCACUUCAUCUUAAUUUAUACACAUGGCCACUAUUAAUUUAUUUUUUAUAACGUUUAUUGUCUUGUACAUAAAUUAUUCAAACAUUUAUGAAUUGAAUUUAAAAUUAUUGAUGUUAUCUCAAACAGAAAUUACAAUAUCUGAAAAGAACAAUAACAGAAAUACAAAUUCAGAUAAUGUUCUCAAAAACCCUAUUCUAAUAUUAAAACUCUCAGCAUAAAAUUGUUCCUACCGAAGGCAUAUUUGGUAUACUGUGCUUUUGUAAGAUGGUACCCACACAUAUAAUUAAUAUAUUACAAUAUUGUAUACAUACAUUUGUAUAGAUUUAAUAAUAAUAAUAUUUUACUUUUUUAAAAUUCUUUUUAAUAUUAUUUAAUGAUAAUAUAGAUUACAUAAUAAUUAAGUAAUCUAUUUAUAGAAUUUUUAAUAUGAUUUGUUAUUUGAAGUAGGUAGUUGAUUUAUCUCAAAAAAUAAGGAAGAUUUAAUAUUUUUGAGAAAAUAUGUUUUAACAAGGAUUGAUCAAGUAUAAUUGUAUAAAAUGAUAAAUAUAUUAUUAGUCAACACUAGGAAAAAUGAUGUUAUUUUAUUUAAAUUUUACAAAUACAUUAUAUUUAAUAUUUCAUUACAUUUUAAAUUACUUAUAUUUAAUUUGGUUUUUGUUUUUUUUUUUUAGUCCUAAAGUAUCGACUGAUCCAUUGUAUUGUAAUAUUAUAGCUCUUUUUGUGAAAUUGUUUAAUGAAUAUUUUUCGGAUUAUGCAUAUGAUGCAACUAGGGCUGGAUUGUAUUUAACUUUAGAACCAAGUACUCAUGGUUUUAAGGUAAUAUCUAUAUUUAAACAAAAUAAUAGUUUUGUAUUUUAAAUUAUUUUUUUUUUUUUUAGAUUACAAUAAACGGAUUUACUCAAAAAAUGCAUAUUUUGAUAAAUACAAUUAUUGAAAAACUUUUAACCUUCAAGAUCAAUUCAUUACAGUUUAAUAUCUUUAAAGAAGAAGUAAAUAAAUGUUUUCCAAAUUUUAAAAUAAUUUUUUAUAGUUUUAAAUAUAAAUUUAAAUUAAUAGAAAAUCAAACAAUUGAAAAGUGCUAUAAUGGAUCAACCCUGUAAUACUGCAAUUCUAUAUAGUUCAAUCAUUUUAUCAGAAGUUGGAUGGACAACCAAUGAAUUAUUAGCUUCCAUUUAUGGUAAAUAAUUAUAUUUAUUUUUUUUAAAUUAGAACCUUGGGUUAAAAUUAAUGAUAUGCAAUAUACUACUAUUUGAAUAGUUAACCUAUUUGAUAGUUUCUAUUAAAGGAAUAAUUUUUGUUCAAAUAGUCUCAAAUAGUUUAUAUAUUCGAAUAAGUAGGUAGUUUUUAUUUAAAAAAUACUAUUGUACAUAGUUUUAGUUGAAACAUGACACACUGCAGAAAGUUUUUCAUAGAAUUAUUUGCGAAAGUAAGUAGUGGAAAAUCGACUUUGUUCUGUACCCAGUACUUACCAACAAUAAUGUUUAUUCAAAUUGGUUUUUUUUGUAUACCUAUACAAAUAUUUUAAUAAUAUGGGAGAAAAAUAUUUAAUAAAAACUAUUUUAAUAGUUUUUUGAAAUAUUCUAUAGUUUUUCCAAAUACAAGUAUUUGCACAUUGGAAAAAAUAUUUGAUAGUUAAACCAAAGUAUUGAAAACCAUCUAUAGUUCAAGCAAUUUUAAAAUGUCUAUCAUUAAUUAAAAAAUGUAAAUUUUAGACGUUAACAUUGAAAAUAUUGAAGAAUUUAUUGAAGAGUUCUUUUCUCACAUGUUUAUGGAAUCAUUAAUUUAUGGUAACAUAGACAAAACUGUAAGUACAUUAUAAUAUUAUAACACUAUUAUUAAUUAAGUAACUUAUUAUUGUUCUAUUUUAGAAAGCAUUAGAAAUUAUUCAAAUAUUGGAAAAACCAUUUUUGGCCCGCAAUGAUUUCCGAACUUUAAUACCACAACAAAUGUUAAGAAAAAGGGCAGUACAACUUGAAGAUGGUGAGUUAAAUUAUUAUGCUUUUGUGGAUUUUCCUUAAUUAAUAAAAAAAAUUAAAUUAAAAUGACGGGCAUACUUCGCAUAGAAAUGUUAGUACAAAAUGGGCUCGUUACUUUUUAAUAUGUGUGCUAAUUCUAAUUGAAUUAUUGCUAUUUAUUUGUACAUUUACCACAUUACAUAUUUACACCAGUAGUAUGUUCCAUUAUUUUUUAUUUUAUCUUUGUAUUCUUUAUCAGCUGUAUUUCACAAAACUUCAUACUUUGGACCUAACUAAUUAACAGCUCGUUGUCUAUACCUUCAACCUACUUGAAAUUUUGAAAUGAAAUUAAAGAAAAUGUCCAACGUGUUAAUUUCAGUUGCAGUUUUGUUUACUACAAUACAUCCGUAUUUGCACGCACCUGUGUUCACUUAUAUUUGAACAAAUAAAAUAUUCUAAACGCGCAUUUAUAAUUUUCAAUGUGUGUACUACUUUUAUAUAAAAAAUAUGUCACUAAGAAAUUGACGUCCCAUACAAAUCACGAUUAAAUAUACCUAGUUAUAAAUGUUACGGUAAAUGUACGAAUACCGGUAAAACCUAGGUUUUACCAACUAUGGUCUUGACAAAUGACACGAUUAAUUGACGAUAAAAUUAUCUUCUUUUCUUCUUCUUGUGAUUCACUUUUCACUCGAAAAUAGUUCACUUUAUGUGAAGACAAUUUUUUAGAAUCGGCAAUAACUCCAGAGAAUGAAAUUCGUAUUCUUUAAGCAGUAUCGCAACUUUCUUUGACUAGUGGACAAGGCUUGAUAAGGUGCGACUGUUUAAAAAAAUGUAUCACCAAUCGAUGUAGGUAAGUGGCGAUCCAAAAAUGUAUUGUGCACCUCAGAUGUCACUACAGUAACCAAGCCUGCACAAAUAAAUAAUUAAUUAAUAAAUAAUAUAUAUUUUUUGUUACAAUAUCUCUAUAAUAAUUCAUAACAACAUAAAUGUGUGUACCUAUCUACCUAAUGUACUUAAAUAAUAAUAAUAUACGAAUAAAAUACAAAUAUAAAGUAAGGGGGAAAAAAAAUACAUAAUUGGUAAACAAUUUCAGACUUUUAUCAAUGCUGGUUAUUUAUCUAAAGAUUUACCAAAUCUCGUUUGUAAAAGUCUGAACUACAAAAAUCAUUUGAGGUUUGACCGAAUUAUUUUUUGUAUCCUAGGUUUUACCGUAACAUAUUUAUAUAUAUAAAGAUAUAAUUAUUUUAGUUAAAUCGUGAUACGAACACACGUUAUUUUUAACCAACGUUGUUCGUGUCAAAAAGUACGCGCGUAUAUCGACGCAUUUUGUACCCUCGUGUGGCCCCAGCCUAAGUGGAAAUAUUACUAGCUACUUUGUAGUAGCAAUUGCAUUUCAACACCAUAACACUGUUCCGAAUGUAAUUUUUUAAAUUUGCUUAAUGGUCAGAUGUUUUCAGCUUUCCUUCUAAUAAUGUUAAUAAGUAAUUUACGCAAUUUUUCGAUAAACAAAAUCUGUACUUAAACUCAUCAUCAGUUAAUAUACUUAGCUGUUUUAAUUUAAUUUUAAUUUAAUUAAAUUUAAUUAUUUAUACAAGCUAAAUACGUUGGCAAGCACCAAAACCUGCCACUAAAUAUGUGUCUGCUAAUUCAUAGUAAGAGGUAACAUUUAGCAUAGCGAAACAUUGUAAUAACGAAAUUUUAAAACCUGGCCACUAAAUGUGUUCCCUAAGCUGGUGGAUGAUUUAGCGGUCGAUUGUAAUAACGGCCCUUAUUAAUUAGGUAAUUGAUGUACAUAAUUAUGAAAACUAAUUUAAAGACGGUGUAUAGAAUUAAUUAUUAUUUUGUAUUAUCUAGUAUUGAAAGGUAAUAAAAGUUGAUUGGGGUGUGGGGAUUCACCUAAUAAAUACAUUUUUUACACCUAAACAUUCUCCCUUGCUACGCCAACUGGCAGUAUUGGUUACUUAAAAAUGUAUGAUUCAAAUUAGGGUAUAAAUAAAUUUUAAUAUAAUAUAAUUUUAAAUAUCUUAAAAAUUAUCCGAACUUAUACUAAUUGGUGGUAGCCAUUUUAAUACAAUUUUUGGCACAAUGAGCUAGCUGUAUAAUUUUCUAUUUUUUUAAAUUGUAAACAAAUAGUAACCUACUCUGUAAGUUAUAUGAUAACUAUAUUUAGAUAAAUUUAAAAUAAAAAUAUUUAACAUACCUACCUAUCUAAUUUACUUAUGAAAACAAAUUUUUAAUUACUUACUUAUGGUAUUUGGUAUUUAAAAAUAAAUUAGUAUAUUUAUGAGGAUUUAUUAUUUGUUUAUUUAUUGUAUUCAAGGUGAGAGCAUAUUAUAUGAAACAAUCAGUGCUUGUCACAGUAAUUCAUGUGUUCAAAUCCAAUUUCAAUGUGGUGUCCAGUCAACAAUAAAUAGUGUGAUAGUUCUUUUGUUUAGUAAUAUUAUGCAAAAAACUUGUGGUAACAUAUUGGGUACACAGGUUAGUUACAUACUUAUAUAUCUAUUCAAAUUCAGGUUUAUUUUAAAUCUUUAUUUUAGGAACAAUCUAGAUAUGUAGUAUUUGGUUCAUCUCAAGUUCAUUUUGGUGUACUGAGUUUGUAUAUUACAGUACAAUCUGCCCAUACUCCAAUGUAUGUUCAUACAAAAAUAGAAAGCUACAUAGAUACUAUUCAGGUUUGUUCUUUUUAUUUGACUAAAUAUUAGUUCUAAAAUAUAUUAUAUUUCUGGUUAUCCAGGAAUUAUUAACAAAUAUGACUAAUGAAGAAUUUGAGAAGUAUAAAGAUGCUUUAACUGCUCAAUUGUUAGAGAAACCAAAAAAUAUCAUGGAACAAGCAUCUGCUUACCAGAUUGAAAUUAGUACACAGACUUAUAGUUUCAAUCAAAUGCAAAUGUUUGUAGAAGCAUUGAAGUCAGUUACUAAAAGUGAUAUUGUUCAAUUUUAUGUAGUAAGUUAUUUGUAAUUUAAUUAUUGUAUCUUAUACCUAAAUAUUCAUCUAUUUAUUUCUACAGGACAAAAUCAGUCAGUCAGGUCCCAAAAGACAUAAACUGGCUGUGCAUGUAAAAUCUACACUAAAAAACACAAACAAUGAUAAACUUUCACAAUCAGAUAAUAGUUUGAGAGCAAACAACAAUGUAUGUAUGAAUUAUAAUUUAUAAUAAAAUAAUAAAGUAAAAAAUAAACUAUUAAAAUGGUUAAUACUCCUAAAAAAAUAUAUAAAUACAAAAUCUAUAUAUACAAAUUAAAUAAAUAAAUGAAUAAAUGAAUACAUUGGUAUACAUUUUGACUGUUAUGUACCAGAUGAUGAAUUUUUAAUUUGAAACCAGUUGUACCCCUGGGGAUUCAUUUAUUAAUUUAUUUUAUUUUUAUGUAUACAUUUUUUAUUUUUAUAUUUAUUUACUAUAAUUAUAAUUUGUUUAAACUGUAAUAGACUAAUAUUUUUUUUAAAAAUUUUAGUACACAAUUAUAACGGAUAUAACAGAUUUUAAGAAGAAACAUAAUCUCUAUCCAUUGCCAAACCCAUUUCAACCUGUAGGACUUUCUUCUACAAAUUCAAUAUAAAAUUUAAAAAUUUUUUUAUUUAAUUUGCCUUACUAUUUUAUUCAAAGUUAUGCCUCAAGUUCAAGUAUUUAUUUAAUUUAUUAUUAAAAUAACAUAAUUAUUUUAAAUUAAGUAGAUAUAUAAUCCACUUAUAAUCAAUGUUUUUUACAUUUUUAGAGUUAUAGAUUAUAAUUUAUAUUUAUCAUAUUUGUAUUGUUUACUUUUUAACAAGGCUGGGCAAAUUAAUGAUAUUUUUUAGCUCAGUCAAGUUAAGUUAAAUAAUUGUUUUUUCAAAUAAAUUAAAAUAUACAAUUAACUUGACUUCAAUUAAUAAGUUUAAUUAAAAUAAAAAUACAUUGAUUAAGUAUUAAAAAUUAAAAUAUCUAAUGAAAGUAAAUGCAAAUAUGAAAUAUUAGAUAUUUAUGUAUUUUAAACCUAUGGAGAUGAGUUGUAACAUUUGCAAACAUUAGAACUUCAUUAGAACUCUAAUCCUAAUUCAGAUCCAGGGAUCAAUAAAAUUUAAAUUUGCAUGUAAAAGUGAUUAUUGUGUUAUUCAUCAUUAAUAAUUCAUUAAUUUACAAAAUAAAUAAAUUAAACAAAGAUGUACAAAAAAACUACUUAUUUGUUGUACAAUUUUAUACAAAUAUCUAUUAAAUUUUAACAACAGAUAUGUAUUACUUAUCUAAGGAAUACCCAAGUAGGUAUCAUGAAUAUAAUUUGUGGGUCAUGACUAUAUCUUUUUAUUAUGAUAAAUUAUUUUUAUCUUGAAUUAUAAAAAAAAGAAAAGAAAAUUCUUCUAUAAAAUAUAUUAUUAUUAAUACCUUAUUAUUUUUUUUUUCUAAUUAACUCUUAAAUAUACAAACUUCUGAUAUUUUAAAAGGACAAGGUUAAUAAAUAAAAUCAUUUUCUAGAAAAUAAGAAAAUUAAAAAUUUACUUAGUAGUAUUAUACUAAAUAAUACAAUAAAUUUAAGUUGAUUUCAAGUUAAUGUAGAGGCAAAUAAGUUAAGUCAAAGGUAAAGUUAAUUAAAAUAGUAAAACUAGUAAUUUAAGUUUAAUAAGUUGAAAUUCACUUAACUUUUCAUUUUUUAAAUCAUUAAUACCCAGCCUUGUUUUUUAACAUGACCAUAAUUAAUUUUUUUUUAUGAUAUGAAAUGCAUAAAAACAAGUGAAAAUUCAUUCCAUGCUUUUGAAACUAAAUAAAUAUGAAAAUUUAUCCAUUAUUUGUUAACAAUCAAUCCUUAAAUACUUAAAUUAAGUUUUAAAUAGUUAGAUGUAAUAAAUCCCAUAUUUAAAGGAUUUUUUCAUGAAUAAUUAGUAAUGAUUUUUGGUGGACAAAUUUUAUUGUUGAGUAACAUUAGAUAUGACCAGUUUAAAAAUUAUUCAUGGCGCCACAUCUUGGUCAAUUAAUCCACCUUGAUUGAAAUAAUAAACAUUAAAGAUAAUGAAUCUUAGAUAAUAAAGAAAAAUAUGAAUAAUCUAGAUGAAUUAAUAUUAAUCCACUUUAAUGGUAAUAUUUUAUUUUAUUAUUCGUUUUUUAAUCAACGAAAUAUUAGGUAUUGUUAUAAAUCUAUUAUAUGUUUGAUUUAGUCACUGUACCCUGAAUCUAUUUUAUAAAGUGUUCAUUGUUAUUGUCUCAAAGUAAUGCUGGAAUUCAUAGCAGAUUGAUAGUACUAUACUCGGGCCAAUGAGAGAUCAGUAUCUUCACGUGCAUACAGAAUGACCGACAGUGAUGGUUCAGAGCUCUAUUUUACUGUUUGUUGGGCCAAUGAGUGGGGGAUAUGCCGAAUCAGAAGAGUUUUGGUCGAAUAAUCUGUGGCUACAGCUUGGCACUUCUAACCAAGUACAGUUUUCUCAUUAUCCCGCCCUUAAUGGGGGAAGUCUGUGAAGGUUAUUGUUGGAUCAAGUAAUAAAGCCUUUUUAAUCCUAUAUGCUGUGCCUGCUUGAAAAUACUUAUUCAUCUCAUGGUUCAACCCUGAAGUCUCUGCUGAACUUCUCAGUCUGAACUAUUCUGCAGUUUUGAUGAUAUUGCUAUCACGUAGCUGGUGACAAAGUAUCCAACCUAUGCUUCCUUUCAUAUUUAUCUGCUUCAUCAGUUUCUCAAACUUAAGAAUGUCAUGAAACCCUCCUUCUCGACCUGUACAAAUUUCGGUGUCAUCUGGUAUCAGCUAUGGUGUUCAAUAAAACUCCAAAAAACUAAGCAGUCUAGGUGCUAAGUCACCUCUGGGCUAUUAUCAAAACUGUAGAGGGCUUAGAACUACACUUAAUUUAUUUAAAUAUAAUGUUGCUGUAUUUAAUUAUAUUUUUAUUUGUUUAUCUGAAACAUGGCUAUAUAACAGUUUCUAUGAUAAUGAAUUAGGUUUGCACAAUUAUGUUAUCUUUUGAUGUGAUAGAAAUAGUUUUAGUAGAAGUGAUGAAGUCGUCAGCACCAUCCUCAAAGAUGUCAUCCAUAACUUGAUACCUGCUAUAGUGAACAACAUCCAAUAUUUAUUUAUUAAAUUUUAUAUAAGAAAUGUUGCUUUUGUUUAUAUUUCCCCUAUUAUCCCUAUUCCUCUGUAUGAGUCUUUCAUGUCUGCUGUUCAAUAUGUUAUUGAUACUAAAUCGAAUUUCACUAAUCUUGGUUCUUGGUUCAUAUUUUCUGGUGACUUAAUCUUCCUGAUAUCCUGGUCCAUUGACGAUUUUGAUCUAAUAUAUUCUACCUCAAGCCUUGGUGCUCUUUGUGUUCUUAGAUACUUUUGCUUUUAAUACAUUUUUUCAGUUAAAUUGUGUACUCAAUUCUCAUGCUAAAUGCCUUGAUUUGGUAUUUUCUAAAGAUGCAAAGAUCUAUUUGAAGAAAUCUGUGACUGUGGCUGUUUAA
Messenger RNA from Cinara cedri, 11219 nucleotides. NCBI's taxonomy places the organism in Eukaryota, Metazoa, Arthropoda, Insecta, Hemiptera, Aphididae. The record is from the annotation of a GenBank genome assembly.